Anisakis simplex (herring worm) is the source of this 627-nucleotide messenger RNA. NCBI's taxonomy places the organism in Eukaryota, Metazoa, Nematoda, Chromadorea, Rhabditida, Anisakidae. The record is from the annotation of a GenBank genome assembly.
GACGGUUAUCGAAUAACGAAUUUGGGUUAUGACUUUCUGGCUCUGAAAGCGUUGUGUUCACGUGGGGUGGUCGGCUCUGUGGGCAAUCAGAUUGGAGUUGGCAAAGAAUCUGAUGUUUAUAUCGGUGGAGAUCCAGAAUUGAACGAUGUUGUGCUGAAAUUUCAUCGACUUGGACGAGUUUCAUUUCGUAAAUUGAAAGAGAAACGCGAUUAUAUGAACAAGAGGAAGUCGUGUUCGUGGCUUUAUUUAGCGAGGCUAGCCGCUGCGAAAGAAUUCGCGUUUUUGAAAGCUCUUCACGAUCGAAAAUUUCCAGUUCCUCGCCCAUUGGACGUGUGUCGUCAUUUAGUGGUGAUGGGUUUCAUCGAAGGUGUCCCACUUAGUCAGAUCUACAAAUUGGAUAAUGCGAGUGAAUUGUACGAUAAGUUGAUGUGUUUGGUUGUUCGUUUUGCGAAAUAUGGAUUGAUCCACGGUGAUUUUAAUGAAUUCAAUUUGAUGAUUGAUUCGAAUGGUGAACCGAUAAUAAUUGAUUUUCCACAAAUGGUCAGUAUGGAUCAUGCGAAUGCACAGUUUUAUUUCGAACGAGACGUGAAUUGCGUUCGGACAUUCUUUAAAAGAAGGUCAGUUUGA